Brachypodium distachyon (stiff brome) is the source of this 3763-nucleotide messenger RNA. Its product is annotated as lysine histidine transporter 2. The record is from RefSeq and is a predicted model, not a curated record. NCBI's taxonomy places the organism in Eukaryota, Viridiplantae, Streptophyta, Magnoliopsida, Poales, Poaceae. Gene Ontology annotation, cellular component: plasma membrane.
CACCCUGGACCCACGUGUAGUCUUCGCCAAGGUCUACCACGCGCACUCCCACGCCGGCGGCAAGGCCGUGGCCGUCAAGCUGCUCGAUCUACCCGAGCUGGCCGCCACCGGCCUGGACGCACCCAUGCUCGGCGAGGUCACCGCCAACGGCAUGGACGCAGGGGGAGAGGGAGCGAACUGAUGCUUCUUCGCGUGCUGUUGCUUGAGAGCAUCAGUGGAGUGCCAAGCGAUGCAUACAAGGUGUUUGGUGUAAUGCCAAGUCCAAGUGCACAUACGGAAGAUUGCUAAUCAGGCUUUGUCUCUCCUCCUUGUUUUGUUUAUUGAGAUCCUCUUGUCUACUUCUGCUAAGUGCUAACCCGGCUAAGAUGAACUUCCCUUGUGUAGUUCCGGUGAGAUCAAAAUUUCUGAAAUUAUUGUCUUCCACCGAGCAGGGAGAAAAGAGGAAGAAACAGACUUGAGAAAGAGAGAGUGUGUGUUCGGGAAUGGAGGUUAGAGAUGAAUCUUACACGUGGGUCAGGAUUUCAUCGAGGGUACUAGGGACAACAGCAAAUCCUGGUCGGGAUUGGCCUUUUCCUAACGUGCCAAACAACGGGAAAUGACUAUAGGGUUAUGAUUGACCGGGAUUAACAAAGUCGGGUGCUAAUUUCAGGAUUUAAAGAUCAGGGUUCAACUUAUACACCCUUUCCAAACUUAUGGUUUAAAAUAGACUUUACUCUCAGCGAUGAUAUUUACUUCAAUCGAAAAGACACAUACACGUCCAGAAGUUACUAUAUCCAGCAGCAGAAUCUAAAAGUAACUCUGAAAAUUAAAAUUACAUCCAGCAGCAGCAGAAAGUAACUCUGGAAAAUAAAACUACAUCCAGCACCAGAAUCUAAAAGUAACUCUGAAAAUUAAAACUACAUAGCAGCAGAAAGUAACUCUGGAAAAUAAAACUACAUCCAGCACCAGAAUCUAAGUAACUCGCAUAUGUUGAAGCUACAUCCAGCGAAAUCUAAAAGUAACUCUUUACCUAUAAUUUACAUCCAAAAAAUAAUGAUUCAGAGUAAGAAUAUCGCCUUGAAUCUUGUCUCCAAAGUGCAGCAGCUACACUUUAAACUGACGCACUGAAAACCCGUAAAGGAAAGAUCCAAAAUGCAAAUUGCCAAAUGACAUUGUCCAACUAGAGAUCCAGGGAAGAAAUAACUAAAAAUUAUGUCCUUCAUCUUGCAGCUACCGAGAUGAUGUCAGGCAUCGGAUUCAAGACAAGGAACAUACGAGAACUCUUCGUGGAGUAGCUUACAGCAACGUCGGUGAAAAGCACGUGUCCUGGAGCUUAGAAGCAAGACAAAAACCAUCGAUCAAGAAAUCUCCAAACCUCAUAUUCGUCACCAUGACCUGAAAACCAGAUCCUGGGCCAGCCAACCCUUCUUUCUUCCAUGAGUCGCCGGUGCAGAAGAUUGACGAGGGCGGCACAACGCACAGAUGCAGUGGACCGUCGGGUGUUGGGAGACGAAGCCCUCAAAGACCCACCACGCACCUGCAGCAACCUCUCUACAGCCACCACCUUCGAGAUCCGGAGCCAAGGAGCCAGCGUUGGUCUCUGGGAAUUAGGUGGACUGCUUUGCCAGGCGCCUCCAAAGCCGGUGCAAGCCAAGAUCCGCUGGCGAAACCACCGGAUCUGGGGGAGGUGAGUCUUAGCCGCCAGCAUGAACGUGUAGAAAAAGGAAUCAGAGAAGAGGGAGACACUUAGAUGAAUUUAUUAGAUGAGAAAAAGGGGAGCCAACAGAAGGAGACCGUCGUGCUGUUCGCUGGCAACUCCCACCGGCGACGGUGAAGAGAGACAGGGCGGCGAGGCUGCCCCGGCACUCCGCCGGCGGAGGAGAGGGGAAGAGGAGGCCAACCGGCCCUACCAAGGCAGACCAGGAGGAACGGCAGAACGAAGCGGUGGGAGAGGUGCGUAGACUGGGCCGAGUGAGGGGAGGGAGAAGGAGAAACGCACGAUGGAAUCGGACGAGGGAGACGCGUGCGCAUCGCGCAAGACCAGGAAGUGCUCGCGCGCAAUUCCUUUGUUCCCGAACGGAAUCCCCAGAUACGGAAGUUCGGUUGUUACGCCCGGAACGGAAUCCCAUAUAUAUAUCUAUCUAUCUGCCCCGCGCUUCUGGUGGCCGGCCUCGCAUCGCAGCAGUAUCUCCUCCCUCCUCCGGCUCUUCCGCGUGAGAUCGAUCGAGUUAUUAGAUCCCAUCGGAUUGAGGCUAGCUCGAUUGACUACACAAUGACGCCGUCUGCCAUGAACAUGACCAAGGAGCAGAAGGAGCAGCAGGACAUCGACGACUGGCUCCCCAUCACCUCUUCCAGGAAGGCCAAGUGGUGGUACUCCGCCUUCCACAAUGUCACCGCCUUGGUCGGCGCCGGCGUCCUCAGCCUCCCCUACGCCAUGUCCGAGCUCGGCUGGGGGCCAGGGGUGGCGGCGAUGAUCCUGUCAUGGGUGAUAACCCUGUACACGCUAUGGCAGAUGGUGGAGAUGCACGAGUGCGUCCCCGGGAAGCGUUUCGACCGGUACCACGAGCUGGGGCAGCACGCCUUCGGGCAGAAGCUGGGCCUGUGGAUCGUCGUCCCGCAGCAGCUCAUCGUGGAAGUCGGCGUCUGCAUCGUGUACAUGGUGACGGGCGGCAAGUCGCUGAAGAAGUUCCACGACGUGGUGGCGCCGGCGGACGCCGCCCCGAUCCGGACCAGCUACUUCAUCGUCAUCUUCGGGUCCGCCCACCUGCUGCUCUCCCAGCUGCCCAACUUUAACUCCAUCACCGUCGUCUCCCUCGCCGCCGCCGUCAUGUCGCUCUCCUACUCCACCAUCGCCUGGGUCGCCUCCCUCGAGCACCGCCGCCACGGUGGCAGCAGCCACGUCGUCGAUUACAGCAUGACAGCGUCCACGUCGGCCGGGAGGACGUUCAACUUCCUCAGCGCGCUGGGUGACGUGGCAUUCGCCUACGCGGGCCAUAACGUGGUGUUGGAGAUCCAGGCCACGAUACCGUCGACUCCCGGCAAGCCGUCGAAGAAGCCCAUGUGGCUCGGCGUCAUGGUGGCCUACCUUGUCGUCGCCGUCUGUUAUCUCCCCGUGGCGUUUGUGGGGUACUACGUGUUUGGGAACGCCGUGGAUGAUAAUAUCCUCAUCACGCUGGAGAAGCCACGCUGGCUCAUCGCCGCCGCCAACAUGUUCGUCGUCGUCCACGUCAUCGGCAGCUACCAGAUCUACGCCAUGCCCGUCUUCGACAUGCUUGAGACGUUCCUCGUCAAGAAGCUCCGGUUCCACCCUGGCUGGCCUCUCCGUCUCAUCGCUCGCUCCCUCUACGUUGUGUUCACCAUGAUUGUUGGCAUCGCCAUCCCCUUCUUCGGUGGAUUGCUAGGGUUCUUCGGUGGCUUUGCCUUUGCCCCAACGACCUACUUCCUGCCCUGCAUCAUGUGGCUGAUCAUCAUGAAGCCCAAGAAGUUCGGCUUCUCAUGGUGCACCAACUGGAUCUGCAUAAUAAUCGGCGUGCUCCUGUCGUUGUUGGCGCCCAUCGGAGGACUCCGGUCUAUCAUCAUCAAUGCCAAAACCUACAAGUUCUUCUCAUGAUCGAUAGAUCUGAUGGAAGCCUGCAGGAACAAGCCUAUAUAGCUAGUAGAGUAUGAUUAGAUGCAGAGUUUAUUUACUUCCAAAGUGAUGAACAUUAUGAGUUUGUGUGGUUGUUGGACUAUACACAAGUGUAACGGAGGCGUUAUGUAGCCUUCAACAUUUGUGAAAUGUCAG